AUGGCCGCAGACGUUUCAGCGCACUUAACAUACCUCCAAUGGCAACCCAGCUACAGCCAUACGCGGCCAUAUCGCAAUUCCCAGUUCAUCGGGCGCAGAAGGCCCAACAGAAAACAACAGCAAGCCGACACCAACUUGGUGUUCCGCGUGGCGGAUCAUCCAGAGACAAUAAGAGAUGUCAGGGGACUGCCUAGGUUUGAUCUCGACACCAAUGGUUUCGCUUACACGAGAUGCGGUCCGCCGGCUCUCACAGAGGCAUGGAUGUAUUCGGAUCCAAAGAAGAUUGAGAAUAUUUUUCUGCCAGAGUGCGAGGACAUCUUGAGAAGGGAGGUCGAGGGGGCGGACGAGGUGAUGAUUUUCGAUUGGAAGAUCAGGAAGCGAAAAAGUGCAAAGGACAGACGAAGAAGGAACCCCAAUUUGCAGGGCUUUGCCCGGCAGGUCCAUAUUGACACGCUUCUGACUCGGGACGAGCUGGGAAUGCCUGUAAUGGAGCGUAUACGGAACCAUCUUCCACCGGAAUCUCGACAUCUUCUCUCGAGGCGAGUCCGGCUAAUCAAUCUCUGGCGGCCCAUAAGCGGUCCAAUCGAGGAUCACCCCAUGGCCGUAUGCGACAGACAAACGUCGGACACAUCCUCGUUGAUCGAAACCGAUAUGAUCCGCGGCGAGUAUACCGGCACCAUGCUGUAUCCGCAGUACGAGCCGAACGGUUCAUGCCAGUGGUAUUAUAUGAGUCGACAGGACGUGGAGGACGUGCUCUUGUUCAAGGGGCUUGAUUCGGAGGAGGGUUCUGUCAAGUAUACUCCUCACACCUCGUUUACGCCAUUAAAGAACCCAGGCUCUGACAGUCCGCCGUCGCGUCCCAGGGUCAGCGUUGAGGUGAGAGCACUGGUCUUUUCGCAGCCGGGGUGA
Molecule: messenger RNA, 909 nt
Organism: Aspergillus mulundensis
Lineage: Eukaryota; Fungi; Ascomycota; Eurotiomycetes; Eurotiales; Aspergillaceae
Exons: 5
Coding region: 1-909 (302 amino acids)
Molecular function (GO): oxidoreductase activity
Source: RefSeq, a predicted model, not a curated record